CAACCGUUGUCCUCGCGCCGUGUCAGUUAAGCUAACUGACAGCAGAGAUCUGCUCUGAACGGCUCCUUAAAUCUGAGCUGGACCCACCACAGUCUGAAUUAAUCUGCUUUAAAUCGUUUUAAUCUCAUCACUCAGCUGAUGUUGUUUGUUUGUUUUUGUACACAGAGGGUUAGGUAAUCUGGGCUCCACGUUCGUGUCAUCCCGUCACAUCGACCCACCGGACAGAUGAGAGGACGACGAAGACACUCUUCAUCACCAGAUCAUACAGGACACGCUUUCUAUCCUCCUCUGGACUCGAGUGGGAGCGUCCAGUUUUCACCGCCAGAGUUUCCCAGGAGCAGACCAGGAUGGCUCUGAGGAAUCAAGUAAUGAAGGACGGCAGUGACGUCCCCUCCGGAAGCCGACAGACUGAUGAAAACUCACAGGAGGACGAAGCUCUCGACGACAGUGACGAGCCCUCAUCAUCAAUUCUGCCACCUUCAUUAUUGAGAGAAAAACGCAAGAGAGAGAGGGAAAACAAAUCCAAACCCAAAGAGAUGACCGAGGAGGAGAUGAUGGACUUGGCCUUGCGUCUGAGUGAACAGGAAGCCAGUAUCACUGCGCUCAGGCUGCAGAAAGAGGAGGAGGCCAUGAUGAAGGCCAUCCAAGACAGUAUGGUCAGCCAGAUACAACCAUGUCCGUCCUCCCAAAGUCAGAGUCUACUGUCUGGUGCCGAAGCAUCGCUCAGGUUCUGCUCUCGGCGGAAACUCUCGUACUCAAACAGGAAUCCAUCGUCUGCUGUCGAUCAGAGAGCAUCAGAGGACACAAUAGAAACAGACCUGAACCGAGGAGCACAAAGAAGUGCAGAUGAAAGUAAUAACUGGAAUAAAAAGCGGAAAAGGAAAGAAGGAAGUCCUCUGAUGGAGAUGCCAGACUUGUCCCAGAGUCAGAAAAUCUAUUCUCAGGCUUCACCCUGCGGAUCAGAGACGGUGGACCUCGUCCUAGACUCACCGCAGAGCUCUGACUCGACCCAGAUCGAUGACUGUCAGCUCCGUAAAUCCCCCGUCUUCCCUUUGACUGGCCACAGAGCCGAGGUUCACGUCCCCCGGCUGAGCCAGGACCUGCUGCAAACCUGCAGAACCUCAGGGUUUGUGUUGUGCUCUCAGGACAGCGGGACCUCGCCUCUUAAGCCUUCGCUCGCUCGACCCAGGAGUCCAACUUUUCCCAAAUGCCCCAGUCACCUCACUUCAUCCAACACAUUUCCUAAAAGUUCUGUCUUUUCAGAGACUGAUCAGGGCGACAAUGAAGAGACAGAGCUGAGUCCUGAGUAUUUUAAAAGUCCAGUAUUUGGCAGGAAUACUCAGCAUGAGAAGCCUCCAAGUUCCUGCAAACCCCACGCCAGUGUCUGUAACUCAGGGUUCACACUCUCCUCUCAGGAGAGUUUAACCUCCUCUGUGAGGUCCUCGUCCUGUCGGCCUAAGAGCCCAGUAUUCCCAGGAAAUACAGACCUUUCCAAGAACCCCCCUCCCUCAGAAAGACCAGCAACCAGCAAGAGUCCUGUAUUCUCAGAGACUGAACAAGGACAGACUGAGCAGAGUCAUGGACGCUGUACGAGUCCGGUGUUCAACAGGACUGGAGAACGACAAAAGAUUCACCUUAAUCACUCUGAGAGUCCUUCAGCUGCAGAGUUCAGAGGUUCAGCCAGUGAAGAGAGUUCAGCCGAGACCAGGGGUCCUUUUAAGAGACCGAGGGAGGACAGCGAGACUGAACACGAUCAAAAUGUCAAGCUUAACGAGUCAUCUCAGCCAGCUGAUGCAGAGGAGGAGCCGAUGGAAACAUUGAAAGACUGCGACUCAGCCGAGAUGGAGCUGACCAGCGAUAUGAAGCUACGGUGGUCUGAUGAGGACGACGACGUCACGCCAGUGGGCUCACCCAGUCCAGUCUUCCCAGAGGAGAGACCUGUUCACCAGGCUGAUAGCCGAGCCGCCUCCCUGAACCACGUGACUGAGCCUUCUCCAGGGACGACUGGGUCGAACUGCAGACCUUCCUGCUCUUCCACAUCCACCAGCCAACAGCAGCUUCCCACUGCAGAGCAAGAACUACGGCCAGUUAGCAGUCAGGGAGCAGACAGCAGGGUGUCUGCCCUGCCUGGGGAGCCUGCAGGCAGGCAGACGGUGCACUACUACUGGGGGGUUCCCUUCUGUCCACGAGGCUUGGACCCAGACAGAUACACACAGGUGAUCCUGGCUCAGAUGGAGGUGUACGAGAAGAGUCUGAAGCAGGCUCAGAGGUGUCUGCUGAAGAAGGCUGAGUGGGGGGAGCCCAUCCUGCCACAGCUGGAGAAGUCCCCGUCACCUGAGUCACCUGCUGAAUCACCUCAAGAGAUUUUUGUUCGAAGGCACGGCAUCAGACUGAGAGGUAAAAAACUGUGUGACUCAGCUGAUUCUCCUCCAGCUGAUACGGAGGAGGAAGAAGACAACAAGGGCGAGGAGGAGCGAAGGAGCAAAGAAAAAGAGGCGAAGAACGAGGGGGAAGAAGAAGAAGAAGAAGAAGGACAGGUGGACACUGAUGACUGUGAAGUUUGUCCAGAAACACAACUGAGUGACAACGACAGUGUCAGGACGCAAGAUCUGACAGUGGACAACACUGACGCUGAAGUUCAGCUUCAACCUAAAAGCCCGGAGCUGCCUGAGGUCGAGGUGGUUCUCCCAGAUAGGGAAAAGGAGGAGGACGAGGAGGAGGAGGUGGAGGUGGAAGUGGAUGCUCCAGUGGAGAGAAAGACGAAGGCUAACGUCCCCGUUGGAAGCAGUGAUUUCGAACGACAAAGUGCGAGAGAAGAGGAGGUAGAAGAGGACAGGGAUGAUCCAGAUGUGGAGGAGAUAAAAGAUCGAGGGCUUCAAAGGUUGAAUUCUCCUGAACUGGAACCAGCCGUCGUCCCUCAGAGCCCUGAACCCAGCAUGGACUGUCCCAUCUGUCAGGGAUCCUUCCCCGUGACGGAGAUCGAGAUGCAUGCUGCAUACUGCAAUGGAGAGGUGACCGUCGUGGACGAGCGGAGGCCUGACAGCUUCAGAAUGUCGUUGAAGCCACACAGGAAGAGAACAAGGAGAGCAGCAGCGGCUGCUGAGGAGACAAACAAACCCUCUAACAUUACCAAUACCCAGGAGAAAUGUUUCAUCUGUCAGAAGGAAGUUCCUCUGAGCGAUUACAGCAGACACACUGAGCUCUGCAUCCAACGGCAGUCGAUGAAGACUGCAGGGAAGGGAAAUCUGCUGUCAGCUCUGGAGAAAACAGAGAGCAGAGAUUCAGAGGCCGGGCCGUCUGGAUCCAGACUGCAGCCGGGAGAUGUCAUUGAUCUGCGGGAUGACGAUGAUGACGAAGAGGAGGAAGGCGGCGUUUCAGCGAUCAGGAUCAGUAACUCUCCCAUCAGGUCCUUUACGCUGAUCUCAGAGGCCACCGACUGCCUUAUCGACUUCAAGAAACAGCAGCAACCCAAGAAGCCAAGACAAAGACGGAGAUGAGGACUGGAAACCACGCAGAGCCUUAACAAAGACAAACAGUCAUCAGAAAAGACUUCCUGAUGUCAGAGUUUUUAUAUUUAUGCAGGUAAACAAAUACAACGAGCACUUGAAUGUUCAGAAGAACCUGACUGACUCCUUUUGUGCCACUAAAUGACGUUUGUUUAUGUUGAAGGUGUUUCAGACUACCUCUACACGUAUUGAAAUGUUCCCUUUUUGUUACUGUAGCUUUGUUUAACAUCUAACAGAACAUUUGUUGAGUGUCCAUCACGUCUUUUUGCCUUUAGCUCGAAAUAUGACAAGUUACUGUUGCUAACUGUGAAACAGUCCACCGCUUUGGUCUGAAAUAGCUCAACAACUAUCGAAUGGAUUUCCCUGAAAUCUUAUACAGGCGUUCAUGUUGUCCACAAGAUGAACCCUACUGACUUUGGUGAUCCUCUGACUUUUCCUCUAGCGCCACCAUGAGGCUAAAAUACUUUGACAGGAGCCACCUCGUCUGUAUUUUGAGAUUAUGCUAACACAACAUGCUGUCCUGCUAACAUGGCGUUUGCUAAUCAGACUAAAUACUGUAAUAAAUUGUUCAGAUGUUAAUUUUACCAUGCUAAUGUUAGCCUGUACUAAACUGUUAACGUGACACUAAAAUGCUACAAACAUAGAAAUUGACCACACUAGCUGUAAACGUGACGUACGCUCAUUCUGAUGUUCUUGAUGGACGCACAAUGAGCCUAUCACAGCUGUGAAGACAAACAUGGCAGCCAUCGUGGAUGUAGCUAAUGAUUAUUUAGCAUUUACCCAAAGUGAAGUCUCCAAAUGAAUUUUAAACCAACUAAAAGUUCAAAGAUAUUUAUAUAAUGUUCAUAAAUGACAAAGAACAACAGGAAAUUCUCACAUUCGAGAAGCAGGAACAUCAGACAGCGUCGCAUGAAGCAAAUCCUUAAUGACAUCAUCAUGCCAGCUAAAUAUUGUUACACACAGAAUCUCAGAUGGCAACAUUCAAUGUCAGGUAUUAACACACCUAAACAUGUUAGCCUCUGAACACAAGCGUGGCACAAGUGAAAGUCUAAAAUGUCCUGAAAUGGCCACCGUACUGAUUCAGGUUACAACGUUUUCUUUUCCCAGGACAACUUUGUGUUUUCCUCCACUUUCUGUCUGUCCAACAGUUUGUUUAGUUUGUGGUCUCUGAUGAGCGUCUUAGAAAUGUUAUUAAAACACAAAAGGUUUGAGAGAGGAGCUAAAACUAAAAAUUAAACUGCUCAUCUAGUUUGAUUUGUCUGUUUUCAGCCUUGAACACAUGCAGCCGACAUUCUCAUAAAAAACAGGAAUCGAAACAUUCUCCUUUCACGUCCUUAUCGCCUUUUCUCGCUGCAGCUCAAUCAUUUGAGUCUAAGAGUUGAUGCAUCUAAAGCCUGAACAUUAAAGAUCCUAAACUGCCUGUCACAGCGGCAUCAUGACACAAAGUUUCUGCUUCUGUGUCAGCGAAAUUUGCACUUAAGAAGAAAGUUACUGUUCUGUUGUUUUGAUUCUCCUCACUGUGGACCAUCUUUAUCACUGAAAUAUUUCCUGUCAAGUCGACGUGGAAACUUUCUCUUUGUCUGUUCUUCAGCUGUAUGCUCAGAGUAUCGGACUUGAAUGCUGUAUCAGCAGUUUAGAGGUGAACUUAUGUCACAAAACAAAACAAAAGUAAACUCACUGUUAAGCACA
Larimichthys crocea (large yellow croaker) is the source of this 5195-nucleotide messenger RNA. RefSeq names its product ubiquitin interaction motif containing 1 (gene uimc1). Gene Ontology annotation, molecular function: histone binding; K63-linked polyubiquitin modification-dependent protein binding. The coding region runs from base 348 to 3497 and encodes 1049 amino acids. The transcript is spliced from 23 exons. The record is from RefSeq and is a predicted model, not a curated record. Gene Ontology annotation, cellular component: BRCA1-A complex. Gene Ontology annotation, biological process: positive regulation of DNA repair; double-strand break repair. NCBI's taxonomy places the organism in Eukaryota, Metazoa, Chordata, Actinopteri, Sciaenidae.